CGCGCCUUCAAUAGCUUUGUCCCCGUCUCCUUAUCACCUUUUUCUUACUCUGGUUCCCUGUGUAUAGCCGUUCAGCCGCAAUUCUGUCACUGGUGUCACCACAUGUCCACGACGCUUAUCCACACUGCUUGUCCAACUCGGUGGGCAUCCGGAUUACCGUCUUCUGCAACUCAGAUGCCUGCCUUAUUUCGGCCCGGAAUGUCGGGCGUUCUCCACCGAAACUUGGGCUCAGUUAGCUCGCCACGGCCGACAGAUGUUGUUGACAGGCUCGUCUUCAGACGACAGGUUAAAUUGGUCCUCUGACUCCAGUGGGUUGGAAGCGGUGAAUCGUUUCAGACAAACCCGCUUGCCCAUUUUGGGAUGCAUGGCUGUUCUCAGAGGUCAGGAUGCGGAUGAACACAUACGGCAACCUGAAGCUUUUGUCCACGAUUUGACCAAGAACUUGAUCCGCUCUACUCCACCGUCGUCACUGUCCCUAUGCCGCCCCAUGUACUCCACUUUUUUGGGGUCCCAUACGCGUUCAUUUUUGGGCUACCCCCGCAGUCUGUUUAUUGCAUCCAACGGAGGCGGAGCUCGACCGACAAUCUCGCCUGAUGAACCCAACAGUCCAGCCCCAAAAGAAAGCAUCUCCGCAUGCCUCAGUCACGUUAGUGGCCGUGCUUGGGAAAUGUUCGCUUCCAAGGCCUUCCUCCAUCAAUAUGAACGGUUUGGUUUGACGAACGAUAUUUUCCUCGAUUGUUUUGCCACAGUGGAGCAGAUUGCUCACUGCUAUUCUACUCUGGCCUGGGAGUAACCGGCACUUUUACCUUCCCAUGGUACCUUAUCUGACACACCAACAGCUAAAUGUGCAUUGUAUCAUAGCAGCUCACCCACCAUUCCCUCUUGUAAUAUAUGCUUUUUUGAUACUACUAAAUUCCUCACUUGAAAC
Molecule: messenger RNA, 928 nt
Organism: Dicrocoelium dendriticum
Lineage: Eukaryota; Metazoa; Platyhelminthes; Trematoda; Plagiorchiida; Dicrocoeliidae
Source: the annotation of a GenBank genome assembly